Molecule: messenger RNA, 1030 nt
Organism: Oreochromis aureus
Lineage: Eukaryota; Metazoa; Chordata; Actinopteri; Cichliformes; Cichlidae
Product: histone H2B 1/2
Exons: 1
Coding region: 48-422 (124 amino acids)
Cellular component (GO): nucleosome
Molecular function (GO): protein heterodimerization activity; DNA binding; structural constituent of chromatin
Source: RefSeq, a predicted model, not a curated record
CUCAGUCACGGAGCUCAUUCGUUGCUGCAGAGUAUCGAGGAGAGAAAAUGCCUGAACCUGCCAAGUCCGCGCCCAAGAAGGGCUCCAAGAAAGCCGUGACCAAGACCGCCGGCAAGGGCGGCAAGAAGAAGAGAAAGACCAGGAAGGAGAGCUACGCCAUCUACGUGUACAAGGUACUGAAGCAGGUCCACCCCGACACCGGGAUCUCCUCCAAGGCCAUGAGCAUCAUGAACUCGUUUGUCAACGACAUCUUCGAGCGCAUCGCUGCCGAGGCAUCUCGCCUGGCCCACUACAACAAACGCUCCACCAUCACCUCCAGGGAGAUCCAGACCGCAGUGCGCCUGCUCCUCCCCGGUGAGCUGGCCAAGCACGCCGUGUCUGAGGGCACCAAGGCCGUCACCAAGUACACGAGCUCCAAAUAAAAAGAUUGGCUAACAAACGUAAACACAACGGCUCUUUUCAGAGCCACACACUAAACUAACGAGCACACUUCCUACUGUUCAACAGAGUUACUAUGUUGCUAACUACUUGAAUCGCGGAUGUGGACCUUUGUGUCGCUGGGUGGUAUUAAUCCGCUGCACUGACCGAGACGACUGAAAUGUGUUCCUGCGCUUCAGAUUGUGGAAAGACAAACUGACUACAAACGCAGAAUUAAUGCGACUUUGUAUUCGACACUUGUGUUACAGCUCCAAGCGUACUUUUUCUAUUGUUCCUGAUAUGCAAAAUUGAGUAAAUACACUAAAAUGCUGUGACGGAAAACUGGUGUCAUCAUUCAUGUUACAGCUUUCUAUUGCACUCUUGUGUCUGUAUCGUUUUAGUCUGUAUUUGUUUUGUUGCAGUUUCUCCAUACGUGCAAUUUUUGUGGUCCUGUGUCUGUUAUAUAUGCAGCACCAUGCUCUCGCUUCACUGUGUACUGUACUGCACAUGGUUGAAAUGACAAACAAUACAACUAUUAACUCAAUAUUUACAGACCUUCGUAAUACAAAACGUCACACCACUUCUCAUUUUUCUGAGACACUAUCAUGCACGA